UCUUCCUAAGGAUUCUUCCUAACUAAUUUUUUAUACAAUUCAAUUAAGGUUUUGUUAACUCAAUAAGUGUUGCAGGAUUUGCCAACAGACGUCGCCACCAUUGCUAUUUUCUGGGUAUCCCCUUUGGGAGAUCCAAGUUGUUGAGUAACCACAUGGUAUUGAAGUUUGAAAGGUUAGGUUGAUACAACAAAUUGUCAACAUGGAGGUUGCAAUGAGGAAAGAGUAUUCAAAAGCAAAGAAACUUGCACACCCUAAUAGCAGGAAGUCUAUUGCCAUUGCAAAAAGAGCUAAGAAAAUAUCGAACAGACAAAAAGCAAAGUUGAGCGGAUUGAUAAAGCAGAAUUUAAUAGGAGAGAAAAUGUUGUGGAUCAAAGAACACAUGGUUCCAAAUGUAUGUCCAUACACUCCAGAAUUAACUGCUCGUCUGUUAGAAACGUACAUAGCGAGGCACGACGAAGAAUUGGAACAGAUCAUGAUUAAACGUUCUAUCAGCAACAAAAGGAAUAAACAGCAUGCCAGCAGGGAAGAUGUGAUAAGAAUGACAAAAGAGCGUGAACAGGAAGAGUACAAUACCUGUGGAAUAGAAAUUCCUGAUAUUUUAAAUACAACUUUCUGUAAGAUGUUGAUAGAAUGGAAUGGUGAACUGAGGUAUAUGUCCAACUUUAAAUUCAGAAGGUUUGGUAAGAGACAUCUGAACGAAGCGUUGCAAAAAAUGAAUAAACCACCAAAGCAGCAUAUAAAGAAAGAUACACAGACUGAAGUGUCUGACAAAACAGAAAGUCCUGUGGAAGAAGAAGUAUUUAAAAGUACAGAGGAUUUAUCUGUAAACGAUUCUACAGAAGACAGUAAACCUACAGAAUCUGCUAUGGAAGUAGAAUAAACGAAUUGUUCCUUUUCUAA
Messenger RNA from Megachile rotundata (alfalfa leafcutting bee), 900 nucleotides. Its product is annotated as translation machinery-associated protein 16 homolog. Gene Ontology annotation, cellular component: nucleus. The record is from RefSeq and is a predicted model, not a curated record. Lineage: Eukaryota; Metazoa; Arthropoda; Insecta; Hymenoptera; Megachilidae.